Molecule: messenger RNA, 1166 nt
Organism: Moneuplotes crassus
Lineage: Eukaryota; Ciliophora; Spirotrichea; Euplotida; Euplotidae
Source: the annotation of a GenBank genome assembly
UUUUAUUACAAGAUGGAAGAAAUAGAAACUUCUCGAGUAGAUUUUUUAGAGCAUAACCCUGAUUCACCUGCAUCAAUAUCUUCAAUUUACGAACAUGUGGCUCCUCAAAUGCGUUUCGAGGUGAGUAAAUUAGAAGAAAACCAAACUUCCCAAAAUUCAAAUAGAACUAUUCACCAAAAGGGGAUUUUCUCUCGUAAGAACAGUAAUGGAGAGAAUCAUAAGAAAAUUCCGUACAGAAAAAUAUUAGAAGGGCUAGCCGCCAGAAGGCUAGCGACCAAUAUGUUAAAGUAGGGACUUCCAGACCUCAGGUUUUGCCCAUCCCAGAAGUAUGGAGCACUUAACUAAAAGCUGUGAUAAAAGGAUUAGUUCUCUCGAAAACUAUUUUGAAAGGGAUUCAUAUGGACAGCAGAAUUAUCAGCGGCUUAAUUUUUACAAAUUUUCAUCACCACUAGAGUUGAGAAAUAAACCAAGCUCUGGAAUUCAGAGAACAAGGUCUUAUAGCAAAGUUGUUAAUAAGUUUUUAAGCAGUCGGAAUAAAUCUCUUGAUCAAGAUAAUAGAAAGCAACAUUCUCAAGCUGGGAAAACUCGUUUCAAGCCAAACAUUCAGAAUUAUGACUUGAGAUUCAAAUCGCAGGGAAUACAGCAUGAGGCUCCUCGUGGGAAUAAUUUACAGGAAUUCUUACAAAAAGAUUCGUCAUCUCAUACUCUUCCUAGAACAAGAGGCAAGAAUACUCAAUUGCAGAAAAUUCAGUUGGGAAGUCAUAAUAAUGACUAUGAUCCUGCUGAGGAUUCCCCGAUGAGGAAUGAACAUAUUAGGAAAUUGUACCUGAAUAGGAAGUCUAAGGUACAGAACCAGAGGAAGAUAAGCAGCUUCAGUACAAAUAGGAAGAGCCUUAAGCAAUUUCAGCAUAAGCAUAAUUCUAAUAACUAUUCCUUCGGCAACUUGGACAAGAAGCAAGUGAGAUUUGAGACCUUGAAGGUUCAGCAUAAGAAUUCCAUGCUGUUCAAGUCAAUGAGAGAAAAGUUUGGAUUAGUCUUCAGAAGACUUGUACCAAGUUCAUCUCCUCAGAGGGAUAAGAGCUCAUUUCAAAAUUUACAGAAGAAGACUAAUAAAAAACAAAUGAGAGUUUAUGUAUAAAAAUAGGGAAUGCUAUAGAAUUUUCAAU